Molecule: messenger RNA, 2802 nt
Organism: Lates calcarifer (barramundi perch)
Lineage: Eukaryota; Metazoa; Chordata; Actinopteri; Centropomidae
Gene: capns1a
Product: calpain, small subunit 1 a
Exons: 11
Coding region: 128-778 (216 amino acids)
Molecular function (GO): calcium ion binding
Source: RefSeq, a predicted model, not a curated record
UUGCAGCGUCAGAUGGGGCGUGUUGACGGACACUCCUGCCAACUGAGUUAAGUGGAACUCAGCUCAAGCUAAGCAACAUAUUCUGCUGCCAACUUCUCUGAGUGCUGUUGCCUUACGUUGACGCAAGAUGUUUAUGGCCAAAAGACUCAUUGGUGGCUUCAUUGAUGUUAUAAGUAACAUCGACCCAGCCCAGUUUGUGCCUUCUGACCCUCCUCCACCACGUAGACCAGCUGUAUAUGCUGAGCAGCAUGAGAGUGAUGAGGAGAAACAGUUCCGCAGAGUCUUCCAGCAGCUUGCUGGAGAUGACAUGGAAGUGAGCCCCACUGAGCUGAUGGACAUCCUAAAUAGAAUCAUUGCAAAGCAUGGUGAUCUGAAGACAGAUGGUUUCAGCAUUGAGUCUUGCAGGAGCAUGGUGGCAGUCAUGGAUAGUGACAGCACUGGAAAACUUGGCUUUCAUGAAUUCAAACACCUCUGGAACAACAUAAAGAAAUGGCAGGCAAUGUACAAGUCCUACGACACAGAUGGCUCAGGUCUCAUUGGUGCAGAUGAGCUGCCCAACGCUUUCAGAGCUGCAGGCUUCCCGCUCAAUGAUCAGCUGUUCCAGAUGUUAACUCGCAGAUACAGCGAUGAAGAUGGGAACAUGGAUUUUGAUAACUACAUUGGCUGCCUUGUGAGGCUGGAUGCCAUGUGCCGUGCCUUCAAAACCCUGGAUAAGGAUAACAAUGGGACUAUCAAAGUCAAUAUUCAGGAGUGGCUUCAGUUGACCAUGUACUCUUGAGUCCAGACGAUGUCUCUCCUGCUUGCUAUAUGGAACCACUUUGUUUGUCUGCACAGUACAAAAUAUUUGAACUACCACCCCAACAACUCUUUUCUAUUGCGCGUGCAGGUUUAUUUGGAAUGCUAAUGCAGUGUAAGUCUUUUUUUUCCAUAAUAUUCACAAGACAGAAUUGAAACUGUAUUAAAUCACUAUGAAAAGGACAAACCUGCACUCACAAUGGUACACAUAGCUGAGGGUCAACUAUAAAUGCCACUGAGUGCUCUGGAAAAGGAUGUGGCCAACAUGAUUCAGGUGUAUAAAAAUGAUAGAAUGUUGAAUAUGUGUUAUUUGGUUAGCUUGUUUGGCAUCUGCUUUUGAUCUGCCUCCGAAUUCAUGAGAAUUCAUGAAUUCAUGAGAAUUCAUGAAGUCAUGAGAAGAGGCAGCACAUCAAGAUGUUUAACAGCAUAAGUUUGUGAAAACCUAAUGUGAAAGCAGGAAGCUCCCAUUCUUAUGUGGCUGUGGCUGGUUUUACAAAGAUGUGUUAAAGUAGUUUGUGGAGGCCAAUCAUAGUCUUUCUCUUAAACUGCUAAAAUGCUGACACUGGACAGUUCAACAAAAAUAUGAUUUUGCCACCUUAACCUCAUGUUAACAUUUACACUUUCUGUCAACUCAGUAUCACUUGCUGUCAAACAAAAAACAAAAAAACUUACUUACUCACUCAUCACUGUAAAAAUCUUCCAGAGGGCAUGUGUUUUCUGCUGGAGUGAACAGAGGUUAAAGUAGUGAAGCUGUAGCUUGGUUUGCUAUGUUUUUUUGUUCAAAUGGCAGUCACAUAUUUUGCCUAAUUAGAUCCCUCUCAGAACUGUUUGGAUGUGUGUAGACUGCAUGAUUGACAUUUAGAUUUUUUUCUGCUGCUGGCAGGACAGUGUAUACCUUUAAGAUUCAAAUUAGUAUGUGGAAUUUAUUCUAAGAAAAGCUCCACCCAGUUUCAACGUGAAGACUAACCAGCUGGGUAAGGCCAUUCUGAGAAUUACCUGAGGUCACCAAAUCCCAUGUAGUUCUAAGAGUUGUUAGGGUGUACAUUGUCCCACCCUAACAGCUGCAACAAAGCUAACAGGAGUGUCAGUGUCAGGAAUGGCUGUCAGCCAAGCUGUGCACACCCACACAGCAAUGAACAGUGGUCUAAUUGGGCAAAAUAGGUAUGCAAAUUUGUGGAUGGACCAUGUUUUUGCAGACACUUUCAGAUGGUCAAGAACAAGACAGCUCUGUAAAAAUAUACAUAAAUUGUAAGUUUUAGUAUUUGUUAGAACACAGUACAGUAUCUCUGUGAAACCAAGCCCAAGGCCAAUGAUGACAGCUUCUUGUUCACUGAAACAUGUGAGAUCACUAAUUAUUUUGUUAAAAGCAUAAAGGAAAGUUAGGAUGUAUGAGUUAUGUAUCACUUGCACCACAGCCUAUCACACGCAAAUCAUGGUUUAAUGAUUUGUACACUCCAUUAUCCUGCUUCAGAGUUGCACUGUUAUUGUCUAUGCAUAGUGGUCAUUCCCCAUUCUUUCUACAGCCACUGAUAAAUACAAAAUACACUGAUGAAUACAAUCAACGAAACUCCAAACUUUCUUCAAAGUGACCUAAUAUUAAAGGCCAUUUGUCAAUGUAUAUAUUCACUAUAUACAACUUUAUAUUCUCUCUGUAAUAGUCAUGUACAUUAACAUCCCUACAGACAAUGUUAUAUUUGGGCAGGCUCAUGUUUUGCUAUUGUGUGUCAAUGCUGGCAGUGCAACUGUUUUCUGUGUCUCAGCUUACUGAUCACUUUACCACUUAUCACUGUGUACUUAUUCAAAAUAGAUAAUGCCAGCACAAUGUGAGAAUUGAUUAUAUAUAGAACAGAUGUGUGUGCCACUAAUGCAUGCAGCCAAUAGAUAAGAUGCAUUAUUAAGGGGUUUUUAGCCUUGCAGUUGUAGCCACAGUCAUUAUACUGUUACUGAAAAUGUUUGGUAAAAUAAAUGCCUGUGCCAUAUUUGGAAUAAAAGGAAGGGUAUCUUAAA